This is a messenger RNA of Hydractinia symbiolongicarpus, 806 nucleotides long. RefSeq names its product eukaryotic translation initiation factor 3 subunit C-like. Gene Ontology annotation, cellular component: eukaryotic translation initiation factor 3 complex. Gene Ontology annotation, molecular function: translation initiation factor binding; RNA binding; translation initiation factor activity. Gene Ontology annotation, biological process: translational initiation. Lineage: Eukaryota; Metazoa; Cnidaria; Hydrozoa; Anthoathecata; Hydractiniidae. The transcript has 9 exons. The record is from RefSeq and is a predicted model, not a curated record. Bases 1 to 738 code for a protein of 245 amino acids.
AUGGCGCCACAAGAAGAAAGUCACAAGUUUCCUAUCACCUGCCACCUUGAUCAUUCAAGACAAUACACCUUGUCACGGUUGAGUAAAAACAACAUACCUUUAUUUUAUCCAACCCAGGUUAUCUGUACAACUAGUUUCACUGUACUAAUCAUCCUAAAACCAAUUUGGAAGACAUGUUUAUCUGACCACAUUUCAGCAUGUGACAGAGGGUCUCCAACCUUAGAGGUCACCUUGUUGUUCCAAAUAUUAACACCUUUUUGUAGAGUGUAUCAGUUCAGUGAUGAUGAAGACGAUACGAAGAGAGUUGUUUGCAGUGCCAAAGAUAAAAGGUUUGAUAUUCUACAGACAACUAUAAAAUAUAUGCGAAAUAGUAUGAAGAUUAAUGAUAUUGCCAAAAUACAAACAGAAUACGAAAACUUAACAAAGGAAUAUGAUAAAUCAAAAAAUGUUGUUGAGAGGGAAGGUAUUCCAAACUUUUAUGUGAAAUGUUUGGCUGAUUUGGAAGAUUAUUUACAGCAGCAAUGGGAAGAUACGAAAGGCAGGAAGAAACUUCAUAAACUUAAUGCCAAGGCAUUGGCAAGUCUUCGACAAAAACUGAAAAAAUAUAAUCGCAAUUUUGAAGCAAAAAUAGAAGAGUAUAGAGCAGAUCCUGACAAAUUUGAAGAAGAUGAAGUAGAGGAAGAAGAAGCUGAUAAAACUGUCUCAGGUUUGUGUAAACGUUUCUGCUGUCAUUUUUAAAAGCAUGUCAAUACAUUCCAAACCAUUUUGUAGAAUUGUGACUUAAUGGUCUAUAGAUGUGCAAUAUU